Puccinia triticina is the source of this 2025-nucleotide messenger RNA. RefSeq lists its product as uncharacterized. Gene Ontology annotation, cellular component: small-subunit processome; Pwp2p-containing subcomplex of 90S preribosome. NCBI's taxonomy places the organism in Eukaryota, Fungi, Basidiomycota, Pucciniomycetes, Pucciniales, Pucciniaceae. The transcript is spliced from 7 exons. Gene Ontology annotation, molecular function: snoRNA binding; protein binding. Bases 1 to 2025 code for a protein of 674 amino acids. Gene Ontology annotation, biological process: maturation of SSU-rRNA from tricistronic rRNA transcript (SSU-rRNA, 5.8S rRNA, LSU-rRNA). The record is from RefSeq and is a predicted model, not a curated record.
AUGGAGAGUGCUCAACUUCGUAUGGAGCGGAUGCUCCCUGAGCUCAGAGAUUUGGAGCAAAAGAAAACGUUUACCAAAACAGAGAUUUCUGCUAUCGUCACUCAGCGCAACUACUACGAAGCUUUGAUUGCUAGACCGAAACAACCGGAGUGCUAUUUAAAGUACAUCGAGUAUGAGAAACGCUUGGAAAAGCUGCGCAGGCUGAGAGUUGGAAAAUACGGGCAUGCGAAAGGACGAACAACCUUGUCUGAUUAUUCGAUUCCACUGCACAUCCUCAACUUGUACUCUGCGGCGGCGAAGAGAUUUCCGGAAUCAUUAGAGCUUUGGACAUCAUAUAUUGCCUACUCUCUCACUCAAGCGUCCAACAAACUAGUCAGUCGGGUGCUCUCUGCUGCCAUCGCAGCCCAUCCGUCGCACUCGGAAUUCUGGGUGAUGGCAGCCCGAUUCGAAGCUGAUGGUGAUGAAACUGGCAAAGGGGGCGGGAAUGUAGAUGGAGCUCGUAAACUGCUGAUGAGAGGGCUCAGGUUCUUCAAAGAUGCAAGCUCAUUACCUUUGUGGAUUGAAUGGAUCCGGAUCGAACUCAAUUUUAUUCAAACCAUGGAGAAACGUCGCGAGGCUUUUGGACUGCUAGAUUCCCACUCAAAGUCAAACGAUCCUAGCCACUCUUCCCAGCCUGAAGAAACUGGACAUGUUCAUGAAGCCCUUCAAACAACAGUGGACCUUCGCCAACUUCCCGAAGACCCUGAUACCCCUAUGACUCCACUUGAUCGCGAGGUGGACUCCACAGGACUAAAAGGUCAAGAGGCUCUUAUUUCUGGCGCUCUUGUCAAGGUCGUCCUUCAGAAUGCAUUCGAAGCUAUUCCCGGUCUCGACAUCUUCUACGCUACUCUUCCACUGUUGUGCGCAUUUGAAUCACCUCUAAGACCUGCGCUCAUACACUUCCUCUAUCGCAAGAUUUCAGAGAUGUACCCCGAUUCGCCCAAGGCACUCGUAAUGUUGACAACGAGACCACUUUUCAAGUAUUCCACAUCCGGUAAAAUACUGGCCGUCUCCGGAGAAGAGUUGGUAGAUCUUCUAGGCGCUACGAUUCUUCAACUUCAACAACUAUGCAAGGAUAAAUCAAGUUUGACAUCGCUGCCGGAAGAGUUUUUGGUAUUCCUGAUAGAAAUGCACACCAUUCUGAACGAAGUGGAAUUGCGAGAAUAUGUGGCAGCCGUCAUUCGGAAGACAGUCUCAUUAGCCAUCAAAAAGAAAACAGACACAGCCAAUCUAUAUCGGCUUGUCCUUUCGCAUUACGAAACCACUGCUGCAAUCAGCGAUGGCCUACAGCUUGCCAAGACAGCAACUCAGCGAUUUCCGGAUUGUUUGGAUUUAUGGGAGAGUCGCUUGGCUCUACUAGUCAAAACUCAAGAAGAUAGCCCAACGACUCUUGAGGUUUUUCAAGAGGCUAUCCAGCGUUUCCCAGGCUCAAUCCGACUCGCAGAGCAAUACACCCAACUGCUCAAGCAACGGCAUGGCAAGAACAUCAUGAGCGAUGAAGAGCUGUGGACUAGUGUUGAGAAACAGCUGGAUAUCACCCUGAGAACAUGUCCCCCGAAACAGGACGAAUCUCGCCAAACAGCUCGACAUCCACCAUCGAACGUUGCUGAAGUAUACCAGCGCACAUUGGCCGAGUUCUCAGGCAGGAUGACAUUAAAGGAGUUCUCGAAAUACUUGUCCAACAAAUCGGUCGUUUCGCUGAAUUUCCUGAGUUGGCUUCUGGACUCCAAAUCAGACCAAGCAGAUCUCAGGGCGCUCGAAGAUCUGCACGGCUUGGUGACUAGCCAUCCUCAUGCGCAGCUCGACCACUGGGCUGACCAUCUGAGCUUUCUCUUGACCAGGAAGAAGGACUGUCAUGGGGCGAGCCAGCUUUUGGCUAAGGCUAAGAAAGCCCUCGGACGUCAAGCCUCGGAACAGCUCGAGGAAAAAUGGAUGCAGUUCAAUUCUUCUAUCUCUGCUUCUGAUCCUUCCCAUGUCCAGCAAUAG